AAUGCAACAGCGGACCUCAGUAUAUUUUGAGAAUCAGUAACAAUCAGUUAAACUGCAACAAUGGCAAAAGCUUUCAUUAUUUUCAUAGUCAGCGCUUUGCUGCUGCUGCAGGUGCAAGCUGUUCCACGCAUGCGCCGCGCGACCGGUGAAGUUGCAGUCGAGCAGAAGCAUACGAGCACACAUACUGCCCGCUCUAAUGAGAAGUUGAAAUUUAGACCGCGUCAAGUGCUUAUGACUACAACCUUAGCCGAUUUACUUGGUUUGGCGAAAUAUGUGACCGAACAUGGACGUCCGCUCUUCAACAAAACACUGGCGCAAUUGGAGGCUGUACCCGAUAAGUGCGCCGGCCUUAAAGCGAACAUUACACGUAUUUCGGAAUAUCUAAAAACUAACAAACCCAGCGGGCAAUCGGAUGCGGCCGAAGACAUGUUGGCGCUUUUCGAGUCGAUGAUCACGCUAACGAGCAUAUUGCAAGAUGCUAACGAAAUGCCCCCAGAAUUGGAGCAAACAAAAACAGUGCAACAAGCUUUUAUCGAUAGUGGUUCGGAUAAGUUCGAGGAUGAUUUGAUGGCCGAAUUGAAAGUGGUUUCGGGCAAAUUCGAAAAAGCAAUCGAACAUUACUUGUCCAUCUUGACAGAGGAGCAAAAGAAGGAUGAGACCAAAUUAAUUGAUUGGUAUACUAAAUUUUCAAAUGAGAAGGACGAUGAGAAAAAGGCAGAAUUUUACUCUAAUUUCUUCGACACAUUUAAUCCAUGAAACUGCUGAUAGCAGCAUAUAAUGUUUAACUUUUAAGUGAAUAAAUAAAACAUAAGUGUAUACAGUUGCUUAAAAUA
Messenger RNA from Bactrocera latifrons, 833 nucleotides. RefSeq lists its product as uncharacterized. The record is from RefSeq and is a predicted model, not a curated record. Lineage: Eukaryota; Metazoa; Arthropoda; Insecta; Diptera; Tephritidae. The transcript is spliced from 2 exons. Bases 61 to 756 code for a protein of 231 amino acids.